AUGGUUUCUCCCGCCAUAAUCCGCCUCGCCGCGGGCGCCGCACUCUUAGCCGGUGUCAACGGCCAGUCAACCACCUCGACCACCGUCGUCGCUCCGACUACUACCGUGACGCCCAGCACCACGGUCACCGUGGCUAAUCCCACGACCACGGUCACCGGCGGCGGCACCACCACCACUCUGACGACCUCGACUGCCGCCUCGUCCAGCAGCAGCAGCACGGCGUCCACCGACACCUCCAUCGUGACCAGCGUUGGCAGCUCUACCGUCACGGUCAUUGCUCCCACGAGCACCUCGGUCACCACCGACUCCACCCUCAGCAGCGGAGCCAGCACCGUUCCGAGCACCACCGAGACCUCCGUCUCGACUUCGACCGACUCGACCUCUUCGGACCCCGGCACUGCUACAACCACGACUUCUACCGAUGUUGUUACCUCUACCGUCCUGACCACCUCGGCCCUCAACACUACGGAUCCCGGCGUUCUCCCUACCUUCACCAGCUCGACCGUGACCCUUCCCAACAACAGCACCAUCGUUGUUCCCAUCCCGGUCGAUCCCACUACUGGGCCCAUCGUCACCACCCCUCCCGUCUUCCCCAACGGCACCGCCCCCAUCACCAUCCCUUCCCCGGUGACCACCACCACUUGCAACUACAACGGCACCUGCAAUGUCAUCACUUUGCCCCCUUGCGUGACAAUCACCUCCUGCUACAACGGCUACUGCCGCCCCGUCACGACAAUCACUUACCCCCUUCCCCCCGUCGUUACCCCUCCGACUCUGACGACCAUCACCCGCUGCGACUACAAUGGAACUUGCUCAACCUACACCCGCACAAAGGACACCCCCGCCACGAUGACCUCCGACAUCCCCCCCUUCUACACCGACUGCUCAACCCUCACAAAGACGUACACUACUUGCAACAACGCCGUCUGCAGCACCGUCACCACGACCACCACCUCGUCCUUUACCCGCCAGGGAACUCCCACCCCUACUGGUCCUGGUGGCUCUACCAUGGUCACGCUGCCUUCCAACCCGGCUUCGCCCCCUGUGAACCCGCCUACGAACCCCAGCAACCCGCCUACGAACCCGCCGAACCCUCCCAGCAACCCCAGCAACCCUCCGACCAACCCUUCCAGCCCGCCUAGCAACCCUAGCAGUCCUCCUGCGAACCCCUCCAACCCUCCCUCGCAGCCUCCUGCUAACCCUCCCGCCAACCCUCCCGCCAACCCGCCUUCCAACCCGCCUUCCAACCCGCCUUCCAACCCGCCUUCCAACCCGCCUUCAAACCCGCCUUCCAACCCGCCUUCUAACCCUCCCUCCAACCCUCCUUCCAACCCCCCUGCCAACCCUCCUGCGCAGCCUCCCGCGAACCCUCCCGCCUCCAACCCUACCUCAAACCCCACCAAGCCUCCCACCAACCCGCCCGCCGGCAGCUCUCCCGUGACUACGCCCGCUGUUCCCACCACUGUCAGCGGCACCCGUCCCGGCACCACGUCUCCUACCGCUGUGGUUACGGCCGGCGAGCCCGCUCUGAUGGCUGUGAACGUUUUCCCGUUGAUGAGCGUUCUUGCUGCGGUUGCUGUUGGCAUGGUUGUGUUCUUGUAG
This is a messenger RNA of Colletotrichum phormii, 1602 nucleotides long. RefSeq lists its product as uncharacterized. Lineage: Eukaryota; Fungi; Ascomycota; Sordariomycetes; Glomerellales; Glomerellaceae. The transcript has a single exon. The record is from RefSeq and is a predicted model, not a curated record. Bases 1 to 1602 code for a protein of 533 amino acids.